AUGGAGCGACGUCAGAACUCACCCAACAAGCUCGGUGACACUGACACCCGCUUCUACUCCCACAUCCCGAAGACCAAGGUGCAACCUCCCCAGCAAAUCAGGACCCGUCACUUCCCAAGCAUUACCCGCCUUCUGUCAGUGCUCAAAACAAUCCGCAGCAGCAUUGGGCCAAACAGAGUCCUGCAUUUGCUCUCUCUUUCCCACGAAGCUGAAGAGGGAAUGUCGUUUACGCGGCAAGUGGUGGUGAUGGAAAGUGGAAACGACCAACCGACCCGUCCGGGUACUCGAAACCCUCGGGAGCCCCCAGCUCUUUCCCAGUACCAAGAGCUUUAG
Messenger RNA from Colletotrichum abscissum, 333 nucleotides. RefSeq lists its product as uncharacterized. The transcript has a single exon. Bases 1 to 333 code for a protein of 110 amino acids. The record is from RefSeq and is a predicted model, not a curated record. Lineage: Eukaryota; Fungi; Ascomycota; Sordariomycetes; Glomerellales; Glomerellaceae.